Molecule: messenger RNA, 4352 nt
Organism: Rhagoletis pomonella (apple maggot)
Lineage: Eukaryota; Metazoa; Arthropoda; Insecta; Diptera; Tephritidae
Gene: Klp3A
Product: chromosome-associated kinesin KIF4A
Biological process (GO): mitotic spindle organization; microtubule-based movement
Molecular function (GO): microtubule binding; microtubule motor activity; ATP binding
Source: RefSeq, a predicted model, not a curated record
CUUGAAAUGUUGAUCUGGCAGUUCGCCAUUCCAGUUGAUCUAUUACAUUCCCCCGCUGAAUGGAAGGUGCAUACGACAGCUUCAGCGACAGCUAACGGCGGCGCCAUUUCAAAUUUUUCAGUUCUUGCAAAAGGGCUUUUGUGUGGAUUCCUGCAUAUUUUUUCCAUAGCUGUUGUGUUUAUUCUUUAAAUCUGUGUUAAUUUUUAAUAUUUAGUGAGAGAGCCAUAGCCCGGAAAUUAUUUCCAUUAGAAGCCGUGAUAAAUUUUUUACAGAAAAAUCAAUAAUCGUAUUUGGGUUAAAAAUCUUUAAAUUAAAUAAACACAUAAUGGCCGACGCAGAUAACGUACGCGUUGCGGUGCGAAUUAGGCCGCUCGUGUCUUUGGAACGUGAGCGUGGUUGUCAGGAGGCUGUGGAGCGCGUCGGUGAUUCCUCACAAGUAAUAGUCAACCGUACAGAAACAUUUACCUUCAAUUAUGUGUUUAAUGCUCAUGAUACACAAGAAUAUAUAUAUGAUGUGAUUGUGACGGACCUAUUGGACAAAUUUUUCUCGGGUUUUAAUGCCACAAUACUUGCAUAUGGCCAGACUGGAUCUGGAAAGACUCACACGAUGGGCACAGCCUUUGAUGGGGAGUUGGAUGAAAAUGCUGGCGUUAUACCACGUAUAAUGCGCGACAUAUUUGAGCGCAUUAAAAAGUUGGCAGAAGAAUACGACUUCGUUGUCAAAUGUUCUUUUAUGGAGUUGUACCAGGAACAACUAUACGACUUACUAUCGGACCAGGCACGCGAUCAUGCUAUAGUGGAGAUGCGUGAAAAUCGCAAUGGUGUUAUCAUGCCUGGGCUGACUGAAAAGCAGGUGACAUCGGUGAACGAGACAACUAAUUGCCUGUUGCGCGGGUCUGCAGGACGCGCUGUGGCGGCUACAGCAAUGAACGAGCAAUCCUCACGGUCACAUGCGAUUUUCACUAUCACGGUUGAGGCUACCAAGAAAGAUGAAGCGAACACAGUAACUACCUCCAAGUUUCAUUUAGUUGAUUUGGCUGGGUCGGAACGUUCAAAGAAGACACAAGCCACCGGUGACCGCUUCAAAGAGGGCGUAAAAAUAAAUCAGGGUCUUUUGGCUUUGGGGAACGUAAUAUCUGCACUUGGUUCUGGUCAGGGCUCUGGUUUCGUUCGUUAUCGUGAUUCUAAGCUGACUCGUUUGUUGCAAGAUUCUCUUGGCGGCAAUUCGAUCACACUUAUGAUUGCCUGCGUUAGUCCGGCCGACUAUAAUGUUGCCGAGACCUUAAGUACUCUACGCUAUGCAGACCGUGCCCGAAAGAUUAAAAAUAAGCCAAUCGUUAACCAAGACCCUCAUGCCGCUGAAAUUAAUCACCUCAAAAGUAUCAUACAGAAGUUGCGUGUCGAACUGUUGGCCGCGGGGGGUGGCACCACCACAAUGAGUAGCUCCCUUAAUAGCGCACUGCAAAGCAUGCCAACGCCCCCUGUAGGCGCUAGCAUUUCAAAUGUCAAUGGUGAAAUUGCAAAAAAAUAUCAAGUGCUCCAAGAAAAAUAUCACACCCUUCAGCAACAAUUACAAACCACUCUCCACGAUGUAGCAGAACAUGAAAUGCGUGCUCACCUCACAGAGGAGGCACACGAAAAGCUAAAAAUUCAACUGAACGACCUCAAGGCAAUCGCAGUAGAUUUGGGGAAAAACUACAAACUGAAUGCGCCCACAGAAGAGCAGGAAGCCACUGCAGAACGCAUCAAACAAUUGAAUCAGUUGGUGGACGGUCUAGACGGGGAAUUAGAACGCACUCAGGCGGAAAUAGAAAAUCACAAACGUGCUACGAUGAAUGGCAGCAUUGGCGGUGGAGACGAAGAAGAUACCAGUGGUGCACUCCUUGAAGUUCACUCCCAAAUGCAAGAGCAAACUGAUGCAUACACCCACAUACAAAUGGACUUCAAAGAACAGUUGAGGCGCAUCAAUCGGGAACUCAACCUAAAAGAAGAGCUGCAUCAACGCGUUGCUGGAAAUUUAGUUAAAUUCUGCACUCUGGAAGACAAUAACGAAGAGAAGUUCAAGGAAUGUGAGAAAAAAAUACAAGAGCUUGAAGACGAAAGAAAUCAGUUGCUUGACAAAUUGCGUCAUGUUAAAGAAAAUGCUUCCGCAAAACUGGCAGAGGAACGCCGCAAGCGCCUACAAACACUCGAACAAGAGAUCAGCGAAAUGAAACGAAAGAAUAUGCAACAAGCCAAACUGCUAAAGGUGCGUGAGAAGGAGACGCAGAAGAUACAGAAUCUGCAUACAGAAAUACAGGCGAUGAAAGAGUCUAAAGUAAAAUUAAUACGCGCUAUGAGACAAGAGUCAGAAAACUUCCGCCAAUGGAAAAUGUCCAGAGAGAAAGAACUGAUCCAGCUGCGCAACAAAGAUCGUAAACUAAAGAACGAAAUGGCGCGAAAGGAAGCAUUGCACACAAAACAACGUAAUGUUUUGAAACGCAAGUGCGAAGAGGCUCUGGCCAUCAACAAACGGCUUAAAGACGCAAUCGACAGACAGCGUGCCGCUCAAACUCAACGACAAAAGACUCACUCGUCAAAAGAUGGAAAUACGGCUAGUAAUAAGAUCGAUCAAGUGAUUUCGUUGGUUGAACGUGAAUUAGAGGUAAUUGUUUCGUUCAUCGAUGCGGAACACACACUGGAACAGUUGAUGGAAGAUCGUGGCAUUAUUAGCGCUCGCAUUGCAGAAUUACAAAAUCAAAAACUCGCACCAGGCAGCGUCCCAUCCCAAGAACUGCCAACGCUUAAAGAAGAUCUCGAAAUGCGCAAUGCACAGAUAACCGAUUUGCAGCAAAAAGUAUACACGGUCGAUCUUGAGGGGCGCAUGCGCUCCUUGUACGAUAACAUACAGAACGUUGCCGAGGCGCGUGCUAUGAUGCGCCAAUUGCUCAAGUCGAUUUCGGUUAUGCGACGCGAACAUGCCGUUCGUUUGCAGGAACAAAAGAUGGCCUUAGAUGAGCAGACUGCGCUGCGAGAGUCAGCCGAGCAAGCAAGCGCAGUAGCAACUAAACGUAUGCGUCUAAUGGAGUUGGAACACGAGGAGGCCAUUGCCGAUCGGGAGAAUACAUAUGAGGAUAAAAUAGCAGUACUUUUGAGAGAAUUACAUAAUGCACCACUGCUGGCUGUAGGCACGGGUGACAAACUAACACCAGAACAGGAGGAGCGAUUCAAAAUCCAAGAGGAACAAUUGAAUAAAAUGGAAGCGAUGCGCGAGGAAUUGGAGGAAUACAAACAAAUGGUAAAUGAGUUGAAAUUAGCGGUGCAAGCGAAGGGUACACGCAAAACAGAGGUUUUCAAAAAGCUAAAAUCAAAUCCAGAAACUGUAGUAAUUACUGAUGAAAUCUUCCUUUCGAGUGAAACCGACACCGACGACGACCACCGUGAUCCGGACUGGGGAAACACGCCGGCAGUUAAACAUGCCAAACGAUUACACCCUCGUAACACCAAAAACACGACCAAAAACACUAGCUCCGGCAAUGAAACACUCACUACAGAAGCCGUUGACACCGAAGUGAAGUUGAUGCAACAAAUACAACAACAAGAAGCGAAGCUCAAUGUAGGAAAAAGGAAACAUAAGUCUUGCAAAUGUCGUGUUGGAGGUUGUGUUACCAAGCGUUGUGGAUGUUCUGCAGGAGGUGUUAAGUGCACAGAAAAGUGUUUAUGCAAAGGUUGCAAAAAUCACGAACAGGGUGACAUCAGUGAAAACAAAGAGAAUGACGGUUCUUUCAUUAGCAAUAGCACUGACAAUAGUCAACAGCAGAUCAAUGAGCAGUCGCUGGAGCGGACACCGCCCAAAGCUAACGUUUCCGAUAGCAUUGAUGAAAGCAAGGAUUCUACUUUUGUAAAGCCCAACCCCGCCUAUCUAACACCGAAAAUGGCCAGAUUAUCCACGAUAUCCUUCGAUUUGCCUUCUUCCAAGAAGAAAUUUUUCGAGUGAAGACGUCUCAAACUACAAUAUGACUAGACUUGUUGCAAAUCAACCACAAUUUAGGUUGAGGGAGGAACUGAUUUUCAUUCAUAUUAUUUUCAUUUAAUAUUUUAAUUAAGGUUUUUCCAUAGCUCUUAAUCUCUACAUUUCGCAUGUCGGCAUUUACUGCAUCGUUAAAUACAUAUGUACACAUUUUUUAGUUAUUUAAGGCCCAAUGCAACUAAUGCCCCUCCUCCAGUCACCUACAAUGUGAUUGCUCUCGCUAUGGUAAACAACAACAAUAAUUACAUUAAGCUGUAAACCUCUUUAGCCAAAAACAAUUAUAUAACAGAAAUAUUAUUUUCCUUAUCUAUGUAUAUUUUGGGCAAAUUAAAAAAAAAAAAAA